AUGGCGACAGGCACCCCCGUCGAAGAUCAGGGCCGAUUGCUCGAGGAAGCUCUCGGCGUCGUGCGUCAACAGUCGCAGCAGAUGCGCCGAUGCCUGGAGACUCCGGGAAAGCUCAUGGAUGCUCUCAAAUGCGGGUCGACUUUGGUAUCAGAGCUGCGCACACCUACCCUAGGCCCGAAACAAUACUAUGAGCUCUACAUGGCGGUAUUCGAUUCUCUACGGUUCCUGUCCGAUUAUCUCCGCGAGUCGCAUCCCGUCAACCACCUCGCGGAUCUCUACGAACUCGUCCAAUACGCAGGCAACAUAAUACCCAGAUUGUAUUUGAUGAUUACGGUGGGCACCGUAUAUAUGGGCGUCGAGGAUGCGCCGGUCAAGGAGAUCAUGAAGGACAUGAUGGAAAUGAGUCGCGGUGUUCAGCAUCCCAUCCGCGGUCUCUUCCUCCGAUACUACCUGAUGGGUCAGGCCCGUGACCACUUGCCAACGGGCAAAGAAGAGGGGCCUCAGGGCAACCUCCAAGAUUCAAUCAACUUCAUCCUUACCAAUUUCGUGGAGAUGAACAAGCUUUGGGUCCGGUGGCAGCACCAAGGCCAUUCAAGAGAAAGGGAGCAAAGAACACAAGAGCGGAGGGAGUUGGAACUGCUGGUUGGGAGCAAUCUGGUGAGAUUGAGUCAAUUGGUCGACUUGGAGACAUACAAGGCUACCAUCAUCAGUCCGUUGCUGGAACAGGUAGUGCAAUGUCGGGAUGUCCUGGCUCAGGAAUAUCUGCUCGAAGUCAUUACCAAGGUUUUCCCAGACGAGUACCACCUUCACACUCUGGAUCAGAUGCUCUCAGCUAUCGCGAGGUUAAAUCCACACGUCGAUAUGAAGAAGAUUGUAAUCGGGUUAAUGGAUCGCUUGUCUACCUAUGCCCAAAGAGAAACGGCCGAGUCGGUGUCUGAAGAGGACAAGCGAAAGGCUGAAGAAGAAGCUGCAAUCCGCAUGCUCGAGAAGGUCGACUUAAACCAAGAUACGAAGCCUGCUCCUCCUGUCGCUCAACCAGACACACCCACGACGAAUGGCACCGAUGCUAAAUCGCCCACAGACACGCUGACGACGGAAUCCGAUUCGGCAACGCCGGCGGCACCGGCAACCAACGGCGAGAAGGGAACCGGCGUCGGUGAUGUGAGGCUCUUUGAGAUCUUUUACGAACAAGUCGUAAGUCUUGUCAAAACGAGAGGUCUUCCAAUCCAAGACACUAUGGCAUUGUUGACGUCGCUGGCCAAUCUUGCACUUAACAUCUACCCGGAGCGACUAGAAUACAUUGACCAGAUUAUGGCCUACGCCCGUGAGAAGGGUGCCGAAUACAUGGACUCCGCCGACCUCCAUUCCGCCGCAACGCAAGCCAAUAUGCUCAACCUUCUUCUAGCGCCCAUCAGAACGUACAUAUCGCUUUUCACAGCAUUAGCUCUUCCCAACUUUCUACCCUUGUAUCAAUCACAAACGUAUGCUACAAGGCGGGCUGUUGCCGGCGAGGUGGCCAAGAACAUCCUGCGGAACCAUGUGCUGAUUACCACUACGCAACACUUGGAGGGCAUCAUGUCUCUUCUUAAAGUUAUCAUAAAGGAGGGCAUCCCACAACCGGCUGGCUAUCCUGGGCUGAACCGUCCGAGAGGAGGCGAGUCGGAUGAGACAGUUGAGGAGCAAGGCUGGCUGGCAAGAAUUGUCCACUUUGUUCAAGGACCAGACAACGACACCCAACUCAAACUCUUACAGCAGAUGCGCAAAGCGUUCGAGGUCGGCAAUGAGCGGAUCAAGUAUACGACUCCUGCCAUCAUCACUGCCUCGAUGAAGCUCGCACGGAAACUCAAAGCCCGAGAGCAUUUCGACGACAACUGGCAGAACCAAUCUUCUGCGUUGUACCGGUUCAUGCACCAAACCCUUUCACAAUUAUAUACGCGCGUUAAUCCCGGAGCGGCAGAAUUGUGUCUUCGGUUAUUUGUGUCGUGUGGUCAAAUCGCCGAUCAGUGUGGCUUCGAGGAAUUUGCAUAUGAGUUCUUUGCCCAAGCGUUCACGAUCUACGAGGACAGCAUCAGCGACUCCAGAGCACAGUUCCAGGCUGUGUGCAUCAUCGCCGGCGCGUUGCAGAUGACGAGAGGAUUUGGAAAGGAGAACUAUGACACGCUGAUCACAAAAGCCGCGCUGCAUGGAAGCAAGCUGCUUAAGAAACCAGACCAGUGUCGCGCAGUAUAUCUCGCCAGCCAUCUAUGGUGGUGUGUUGAGAUACCUGGGAGAGAAGAGGACCCGAAGAACUUCUACCGCGAUGGCAAGCGUGUGCUGGAGUGUCUUCAACGAGCACUCCGUGUUGCGGAUGCCUGUAUGGACACUGCAGUGUCCGUGGAAUUGUUUGUCGAAAUCCUCAACAGAUACGUGUACUACUUUGAUCAGCAGAACGAAACGGUCACGACCAAGUACCUUAACGGGCUGAUUGAAUUGAUCCAUUCAAAUCUGUCGACAACCAACUCCGAGGGAAAUGCUCAGGCGCUGGAGAAUCCCAAACGUCACUUUUUCAGGACACUCGACUAUAUCAAGUCUCGGGACUAUGAGGGCGUGGUUACCGAGGCGAGGCAGUGA
Molecule: messenger RNA, 2610 nt
Organism: Fonsecaea erecta
Lineage: Eukaryota; Fungi; Ascomycota; Eurotiomycetes; Chaetothyriales; Herpotrichiellaceae
Exons: 6
Coding region: 1-2610 (869 amino acids)
Biological process (GO): retrograde transport, endosome to Golgi; intracellular protein transport
Cellular component (GO): late endosome; retromer, cargo-selective complex; retromer complex
Source: RefSeq, a predicted model, not a curated record